Molecule: messenger RNA, 3709 nt
Organism: Prorocentrum cordatum
Lineage: Eukaryota; Dinophyceae; Prorocentrales; Prorocentraceae
Source: the annotation of a GenBank genome assembly
UCCAUCUCGCCCGCCAUCGUGGCGCCUCGCCGGGUGCCGGCGCCGAGGCACCAUGAUGUUGCCAAACUACGUCUCGCCGCCCCGGCACGUGCUCGACGGGGCGGCGCAGGGCUCCGAGCUCCUCGCCAGGGAGUGGUGGCAUGGGAUGGUGAACUUCACUCGGAAGCCCUACGAGUGCAUGAGCCGCGAGGGGCUCAUGGGCCUGCCCAAGGGCGUCAUCCUUGGGUCCUACGAGCUCACGCGCGGCGUUGCUGACGGCACCCUUGACUUGGUGAGCAACGUGGUGGAGGGCAUCCGCAACACGCCAGACACCGUGGCGAACGCCAUGCUCGGCGAGGACCGGCCCCACUGGAAACACGGCAUCGACGGCGAGGAGGGGCGCAUCCUCGAGACCCACCUCGAGAGGCCGUCCACGCAGAUCGUGGACGGCACCGUGCAGGGCACGAAGGUGUUUGGGAUUGCCACAGGAGCAGUGCACCUCGCGCGCCGGGCAGCUGCCAUGCGCGCCGGCCGCCUCGCCGCGCCCUGCCCAGGCGAGCGGCGGGCUGGCCGCGCCCCACGAGCCUCUUCCGGCUGGCGCCAUGGCGACCGGCCGAGACCGAGCCUGCGCGCCGCUGUGCGCAGGCUCGGCUUCGCGGCCCGCGUUGGCCGCCGGCCGCUCAUGAGCGACGUGGCCAGUCUCGCUCGAGUGGCUGCUCGUACCGUUCCCGCAGCUGGCGGCCGUGCAGGCCAUAGACAUGAUGAUCAUGAUGAUCGUCGGGCGGCCGAGCCCGAGCCGGUGCUGGAGCGCGCCGCCGCCGCCAGCGACGCCCAUGCGCACGUCAAGUGCUCCGGCUGCGCGGUGCCGGCUGCGCGGACGCAGGCCGUCCCCGCCGUGGCGUUCCCCGAGCAGGAGCACCUGGAGGCCGCCGUGCAGGCUGCCCCGCCACGCCGGACAGAGAUGCAGCGAGUACAGCGCUGCAGGCCCACUUCGGCCAGCCAGGCUGCGGAUCUAGAGAUCCGCCUCCUUUAUCAGCAUGUGUCCCGGCUGACACGCAUCCUGCUCAGCCUCGAACGGACGGCUCCGGAUUUCCCGCUCGUGCAGAGUCACCGUACUAGAGUGUGCGAGCUACAACGAUUGGUGGCAGAAGCGGAGGCCAGGCGCGCAGCCUUGACUCCCACCGCCUCCGAGCCCGCGCCGGUGCUGGAGGCGCACGUGCAGCGCGAGCCCGUGCAAAGCGACGUCGUCGUGGUCUCGCCGAUCUACCCGGCUGCUGUGACCCCGCCUGUUGCUGGAGGUCGCAGAGGCGCGGUCGCAGAGGCGCACGUCGUCCCGUUGGCCCGCGCAGCGGCAGUGGGCAGUCGCCCCCCCGUGCUCCCGGCGAGCCUGACCACGGCACCUGGGACGAGCUGCCCGCCGCCGCACGCUGCCGACCACUCCCGCGCGGGCCGCGCGGCCGAGGCCCGCCCCGCGGCUGCUGGUGCCUUCGUGCGGCUCGCCGCGAGCCACACGGCCGCCCCGACGCCUGGAGCUGGAGAGAGCGAAGUCCCUUCUGCGCCCGCCGAGCUUGAGCGCGUGAUAGGGCUGCCAUCCAGCCGGAGGCCCGCCCGGGUGGACCGGCUGGUCUCCCUUUUCGCGGAGAGCCAGGAGCAGCUGCAGGACCUGUGCUUGCACGACCCGCGGCAGGCCGAGAUCCCGCGCCGGGUCGUAGCCACCCAGAUCGAGCUGUUGACGCGCCGCAUCGAAUGGUACGGCAAGGAGACCGAUGCAGCGUCGCAAGCGCCGUCCAGCGGGAGAACAGACGGACCCGUGGUGCUGCCCGUGCCGGCGGGCCUCGUCAAGCCCACCGCGCCGAGGCCACCAGCGCGGGUCAUUGCGGCCAUCGAUACGAGCAGCAGGCCAGAUGUCGGCGUGGACGAGGUCGCCGAUGAGAUUGUUCCGCCAGUUCUCCCAAAGAUGCACCGCUGGGAGGCCUCGUUUGACCAGGCCAUGCGCUCGAAGCAGCACUGGAAGCAGGACCAUGCAGCGCGAGUGCAGCGGCAGGCCCCGGCCCAGCCGCCAGCGCAGCAGGCGCCAACGCGCGACCGCGGCACCGGGGCGGACGGCCUGGGGAAGGCUCCGAGCAACGGGGAGCUGGUGGCGCAGCUGCGGGCGGAGCGCGAGAGGCUGGAGGCGCUGUUGCCGCGCUUCGAGCGGCAGCAGCAGCGCAUCGUGCAGCUGGAGCAGCAGCCGGCAUUGGACCUCGCGGAGCAGUUGCAGGAAGAGCAGCGCGCGGCGAUGGCGGCGCGCGCGAAGGAGCUCCAGGAGUGCCGCCGCAGGGAGCAGGAAGCCCGCGAGCGAGAGGAGCAGCUCCGCCGAGAGCAGGAGGAAGAGGAGCGGAUGCGAGCCCAGAUAUACGAGCAGUACCAGGCCGAGAAGAGGCGGCUCGAGGAGCAGCGACUGCAGGAGAGGGAGGACGAGAGGCGCGUGCACGAGGAAAUGGAGAGGCUGAAGCGGCGCGCGUGGGAGGACGAGCAGCGCCGCGCAGAGGCACUCGACUCCGAGCUCCAGCGGAUCGACCUGUCCAGUCCUGGACGUACCGAGCAGAUCCCGAAUGUGGGCGAGUAUCAUCUGAGCAACCAGAACCCCAUCGAAUACAUUCUUUGGGACGAACUGGUAGCGCCUCAGGACUUCAUGGGCGUGGGCUCCUUCUACCCCCAGGAACAGAUUCGGGGAUGCGCGAUCCCCUCGAAAGCGGCUAGACGGCUGCAGCUCAUUCCCGACGCGCGCCCCAGGGGCCAUGUGCCGAUCAUCUUGGAGUUCACGACCUACCAGCAUAGGGCCACCUCUGAGACAAAAGAGCUGAAGUGGGAUAGGGACAAAAUCGCUUUCGCCCUGCAAGAAGCAAGCGGUCGCAUCGAGUUCCAGGAGGCCUUGGAAAGUAAGUUUCGGGAAUGCUGGGAGCUAGACCGCCACAACAGCAGCGGAGAUCUAGACGCCUACUGGAAUUGCUGGACCAAUAUCGCUGGAGACGUGGCGCAGUCUUUUUUCCAGACCACGCCGAAGGAGGCCCACCCACAGGCAAGGCAGCGGGCAGUGCAGGAGUUAGUUCGAGAGCAGAUGUUCCCCGCCGAGGGCGCCGCGCCGGUGGCCGAGCAGCGGCCGAGGCGCGCGAAGGCCAAGAACGACGGACAGGCCAAGACAGACCUCAGACUCAAGGGCGGUCAGAAGACGCUGCAGGUGCUGAUGUUGAAGUUCCUUCUCCAGCUGGGCCAGUCCAAGCGCAACGUCGAGGGGGUCGCGUUCGAUUGCCUGAUCCUCGACGGCGCCAGCCAAGAGGCAACCCGGAUGAGCGCCCAAGGUGCGCGCUACAACGAGGCCGUCACGGCUUCCGGCAAAGGCCGCAAUCACGGCCCCCCGCGCCUUUGGGUCUUCGGCGGCCUCCUCGCUGCAUUGCGCCGGCGCAAGGGCGCGGUCGGAGCCGCCAGCGCCAAGAAGCUGAUGGAGCUGAAGCAGGUCAUAGAGACGUGGGACAUGACGAAGCGGGGGGACAUGAUCAAAUUCUGCAAGAUGGAUCAGCGCUACGAUGUCAACAAGCGCAAGCUCAUGCUCCACCUGCACCCAGAGAUACGCCAAUGCAUCAUCGACGCGAUGGUCCAGACGGGCACGGAGUGGAAGCAGGGUCGGGCCCCCGUCAGCCACAUGGAGCGCGAGCUGCAGGACUGGCUGGAGGCCUGCACGAAAGAGUAA